UGGUGGAUGGCCGUGCAAAAGGCAACCGAUUAGUCAGUCUCCACUUUGCGUUGGGUGUGUGAGCAGGAGUGAGAGGACAGACAGACAGUUGCCGCCGACACUCGGCUUCCUCACCAUGCACGGCUUGAGGUGUCUGCUGGCGUUGGUGGCUGCGGCGGUGCGCUGCGGGGCAUUCACAGGAGGCCACAGGGACGGCUCAUCGUAUGAUCAGAGGCAAGUUAAUGGUGGUGGAGGCGUGGCGGCGGGGCUCUCAUUAGCCCUGCAGGAUGACGACGUAGCCGUAGUCGAUGUUGACCAAAUACGAAGUGGCAGCGCAGCCGGAGUCUCCAGCUCCGAUAGCGGGCCAAGUAUGAUCUCGAGCAGCAGUGGUGGUGAGAGCAACGUUAGCCAGUUUGGUCCCGUAUCAUCGCCGUUCUUCUUCAUGUGCCAGUAUCCUCGGGCCGGAGAGCUUUCGGACGACAUGGAAGAGGAUGUGGCGCUGCAGGUUCAGUUUUCUGGUCGAAAAGACCCAAAGGACGGCUACCAGCCACACGCAGUGUAUGAAGUACUGGUGACAGCCAACGUGUUGUUCGAUGGCUUCCUGGUGACGGGCGUGCAUGCCUUUACCAAGCAGCUCACCACAGCACACCACCUCACCCUGCCCGCCUCCCUGCAUGGUGGAGUGUCUGAAGGCCUGGCGUGUGCUGUGCUUCACUCUCACAUCUCCCGCCGGCCGCGCUCCCACCUCUCCUUUUUCUGGAUGGCACCCCCUGCAGGCACUGGAUGUGUUGCCUUCUUGGCCCAGGGCUCCCUCCAGGGGCAGAUACUCUUCAAGGACCUCAAAAUUGUGGAGGUGUGCGAAGAAGACGGGUCAGUGGGGCAGCUGCAGGCUUGGGAGUCCUUCUUCACAGGACGGGACCAGCAUGGAUACGUCUUCAGAGAUGACUUUGAAGGACACAAUUUGGACAACUCUAUAUGGAUGGAACUGGAGGGCGGAGGUGUGGAGCAAGGAGCUGGGGAGCGGAAGAUGCACGGAUCAGCCGCCACCUUCACUGAACUCAAUGCCUCCAUCCACACCUUGCCGCUGGACCUGUCGCAGGGCCGACAGCUGCAGUUCACAUUGGGUACUGGCUCCUGCUCAGGCGAAGCCAAAGUUGAACUUUUUUAUGGCACCACUGAGCUCCAAGACCCUGACCAACUUUUGCCUCUAUCCCUGGACACUGAUACUAAUGGGGAAGGCAGCGGUGAUGUCCCUGUAGCCAAGGUCACCACAAUAUCCUUCAGCGAAGGUCAGCAGGCAGAUCAAACAACAAAUAAUUCGUCUGCAGAGAGUGGAUGCACAGCUUGGGAGACAAUCAACACCUACAGGGCCAUGGCCGCCAACGAGGUGCACGUCAUGGCAGUCCCAAAAAGGUACCGGCGGCGUGGAGUGUGUGUUGGCUGGCGGCUAGCAGCUGGCAGUCACAGCGAUCACUGUUGGGCCUUGGAUGAUGUGGCAGUCGUCACAGAUCACGCUUCCCACCAGCCUCUUCAAGAUGACUUUGAUCCUGUCGACCCUGCCAACUGGAUGUUCUUCCCAGGCGCCAGAGUAAAGGAAUGGUGUGGCUCAGAGGGCAAUAGUCUGGUAUUUGAAGGCGACCUGGAGACUAGUUGGACCACCACUCGCCUCCUGGACUUGUCAUAUGAGCCACCGGUGGAGGAUGUCGUCUUGAAACAAUCCUUCGUUUACGCCGUUCCUCAAGGGUGGGAGGUGGCUGGUGGCAGGUCCCGCAUUUGUGAUGGCCGACGACGGCUCCUUCUGGACGAAGUGCACUCCAAACUUUGCACACCCACACUGGAUAUCAGAAGUGUAGGGGUGCUGUUCCUGUCCAUGGGCAUAAGCGACUGCGAAAACGGUGCCGUUAUGCCAGUUGCCGUGGAGUUGGGCUGGGAAGAUCACGAGGGGCGAGUGGGGGUGAUUGGACACGCUAAUGUCACCGGCACACAGCACCACUACGCCUUUCCCGUCCCUCCACAACAUUUGCCGCACCAAGCCAGGGUCUGCGUAAAGAGUAUCAGCAGCAGUGAGCCUGGCAGCUGGGUGGUGGACAGCAUGACAUUGCUGCCGUGGCUGCCAUCCACACCACAACACUACCUGCAGGCACGAAUGAACCUCGAGUGCGGUGGCGGCCUGACGGAAGUAGACGUGGAGAGCAGCAAUAAUGGAGGUGCUUCGUGGACAGCACUCCACCGUCCCUGCUUACCCGGGAGUUGCCUUGGCGCACACUCCGCACUUUCCUCCGCUAUCGUGCCUGACAGCGUGGACAGGUGGGGUCUGGUCACACUGCCGCUGCCAUACAUUUCCCUCACGGCGCGCACACGGUUCAGAAUCAGGCAACUUGAAGAUAACACCCUGUCUGGAUCACAGUCGUGGGCGAUCGACAACGUGUACAUCGGAAAGUGUGUCCAGGGAUGCAGUGGAAGAGGUCUGUGUCAGCUGGAUGGCAACUGCAAGUGUGAGUACGGCUACGGUGGGGAGGCGUGUCAGCACUCCGACCGAGAGAAUCCAAUCUAUGUGUCAGAGCCGUUCAGUUCGCCUUCCCUCAGCAGCGCCAACUUGCUGGAGAUGAUCGGAGGAUCGAACAGCUUUAGGUGUGGUGUGGUCGGCACGGGCACUGCGGCCGUGUUCAGCGGACGGGGUCGACGGGCAAUUACCACCGUGGACGUCAACACCACACAUGCGCACUACCUCCAGUUCCACUACUUGGCCGGGACCUUUAGUGAUGUGGGCAAGUGUCCAGGACCUGUCGAGGACGAGGAGAGUGUUUAUGUCCACUAUUCUUGUGAUGGUGGCGUCUCGUGGCACCUCCUGCACACCCUGCACGCUGCCAACCACAAAGAGCCAAGCCAUGUGUCAUUGGACCUGCCUGGAGCUGCGCGAGGCCCGAGUUGCCGCUUCCAAGUGUGGCAAGCUGAACACUCUGGCGCUGGCAGGGACGUGUGGGCCCUUGAUGACCUCACCAUUACCUCGCAGAUCUACAACAACAUCCAACUUGAUUUUAGUGAUGCAGAGGCAGUAAAUAAUUCCCUACGGUUCCACUUAGGACAGCUGAGUGAGGAUGUGUGUGGUAGGGAGUCAGCACUUUUGUUUGACGACAUCAUCGCCACUGACACGUCUCGCUUUGUCGAAACCAAGUCCCUCGGCAUUGGACCCUCCCACAUGAUGCAGUUCGACUUGGUCAUUGGAUGCGGGGAUCAGUCUUUUCAGGAUACCCUAAAUAAGGUGGUGCUGGAGUACUCUGUCAACCAUGGCAUCACAUGGAGCCUUGUUCACCGCCCUUGCACGCCUGCUCUGCCCGGCUGCCGCACGUUCUACACCCGCGGUACUGUCUAUCAUGCAUCAGAGUUCCCUCAAUGGAAGAGGGUUACACUACGCCUGCCCCAACACACCUGGUCACCAUCUACGCGCCUGCGACUUCGACAGACUGAUGAAAAUGAGAUUGGUGAGUCAUGGGCAGUGGACAACCUGUACAUCGGCCGUCAGUGUCCUGGACUCUGCUCUGGCCACGGCCAUUGCACCUCUACAGGCUGCAGGUGUGACGACAAUUUUCACGGCCACAAUUGUCUGCCGCUCCACAAGUUGCACUGGCAAUUAGACGCCACCUUUGACCAUGGCAACGACGUGGAGAAAUACAGCCUUCAGGUGACAGGUGGCAGUCUGGCACCUCCGGGGGACGGCUGUGGCGUGGUGCUCUCCAACAACAGUCUCUACUUCGGUGCGCCCAGUGUGAGGCAAUUGGAGACAGAUGACCUAUAUGCUGCUGAGUUAGAGGUGAUCAACCUAGUGCUAGUGAUUGGGAGCGGGGCCACUACCAGCUGCGUGCCCGCCCUUCAUCAGGAGACGCCGGGUGCUGGCAGUGUUGUACUUGAGUAUUCCACCGAUGGAGGUCUCGGCUGGAAUCUUUUGCAAGAGCUACUUCCCUCAAAUCAUCGUGAUCCGAGGCUGGUGAGUGUCAGGCUGGAUGAAAUGGAGCAUGGAGAGUCUGGCGUUGUGAGGUUCCGUCUCUGGCAGCCAACACAUAACGGCCAGAACCAGUGGGCUGUGGACAAUCUAAGGGUUGCACCACACAGUAAUCUCAGCUCUCUUCAAGCUGAUUUUGCGCCCACCACAUCCACGGCCUCGCCCUGGCUCAGUGUGACCGACAGCCACCACAACGAGUAUUGCGGCAGUGAGGCGGAAGUGCAGAUAAUGGACGGAACCGAGCCUGUGCGGGAGGCCCUGACUCAUCCACUCACUCUGUCUCCUGGUGACGUCAUCACCUUCCAGAUCAGUGUAGGCUGCAAGGAGGCAUCAGGUGGCAGCCAGCCGGUGCUGCUACAAUACUCUCAUGACGGAGGACUGAGCUGGCAACUGCUGAACCCAGGGUGCCCAGCUUCGGCCUUGCACUGUGAGGGCCCUGCCGAGCCCAGUGUGUAUCAGCCAGGCCACCAUGGACCCUGGAGCCGAUUCCUAAUUCCUGUGGACCAUCGGCUAUCCCAAAGACAGGUCCAGUUGAGAUGGGUUCAGAACAACCCAGGCGCUACCCCGAGUGGUGAGUUUGCUCUGCGUGACCUGUACAUCGGCCCUCGCUGCUCCUACGACUGUCAUGGGCAUGGUCUCUGCACUGCCGCUGGUCACUGCAAGUGUGACCAAGGAUACCGAGGAACUUACUGCGGGAAGUUUCAAAAAAGCCUCCCACAGUGGAUGCACGACAGCUUCGAGGAGGGCACCAUAUCAGGGCAGUGGGAGCGGGUAGAGGGAGCAACGGUGGGGCAGGGUUGUGGCUCCCAGCAUGGAAGCAACACUCUGCUCUUCUCCGGCCCAGGACACCGCUCAGCCACCACGCGUGAGCUGGACACACGAGCCAUCAGGUACCUGGUUUUUAGCUUACUAAUUGGGUCAUCUGAAGCACGGGGUCGCUGCCAGCCGGGCCAGGCGCCGCGGGACAAUGUGGCGCUGGAAUACUCCAGUAACAAUGGGCAGACGUGGGCAGCACUGCAGCGCCUGGAGCCUCAGCACACUACUCGCAGAAAGGAGCCGUUCUUCGUCCCGCUCCCACCCGCAGCCCGCACCAGGCACACUCGCUUCCGCUGGUGGCAGGCGCCUGGGGACAUGCUCUUAGCAGACGAACCUUUUCCUGAAGAGCGCACCGAGUGGCACCUGGACAAUGUCAUGAUUCUUGCCAACGAGACUCUGCCAUCCACCCUCCAUGAGGCCUUCAAUGACACCGAAAAAUUCUCCUUUCCCUGGUUCCUGCAUGAGGGCGCUUCCUUCGGUCCGGCCUGUAAGAGAAACACCACCGUCAUGCUUUUCUCUGGACCAGCUGGCCUCAGGUAUGCUGAGACAUGGGACCUACACGCAUCCGGGGCAACCGUGGUGCAGCUAGAUAUCAAAGUGGGUUGUGAUAGUAUUGGCACUGGUGGUGGCAGUGUCGGUGCUUCUGUAGUGGAGAUGCAAUUUUCCGUUGAUAAUGGGCGCACGUGGAAUCUAGUGCGGGAGCUGUGUGCGCCACCUGAUGUGGAGUGUGGAAGCUUCCAUAUGCCGUCCACCUACAGCGCCUCCCUCCACCCUUCCUGGACACGUGUAACUACCAUGCUCCCAAGAACCACUGUAGGAGAACGGACGCGACUUCGGCUGAUACAAAGCGGGGAUAUAAGUAGCGGGGCACAUGCAGUUUCCUGGGCCAUCGACAACCUAUAUGUGGGUGACUCUUGCCCCUGGAUGUGCUCCGGCCAUGGGUACUGCACCAGUGGCCACACCUGCAGGUGUGACGAGGGCUUCUUUGGGCCUUUCUGUGUUCCGGCGAAGACACUGCCAUGCGAGCUACUGGACACAUUCAACACACCGGAGCUUCAUCCUGAGCGCUGGCAAGAGGCUUACGGCGUGGAAGUGUCCCAGCGAUGUGGUGUCCUUGUUUCCAAAUCUGCAUUAGUGUUCUUUAAGGACGGCUUACGGCAAGUGUCUACUGUAGACCUGGACAUGACAGCAGGUCAGUUCAUACAGUUUACACUUCUGAUGGGAUGUGAGAAAAAACCUGGUGGCCGCAGCAAGCACAGCACCAUUUACUUGGAAGGAAAGACCAAUUCAGAAAAGAAAGAACAUCCAAGGGCCCAUGGCGUGCUGGUGCAGUACUCGACGAACGGUGGCUUGACCUGGGGACUUCUGAAGGAGAUCCACUUCAAGCCACAUCCACAGCCUGUCUUUGUCUCCAUCAGCUUGCCAGACUUCCCUCUUGCUCUGACCAAUGCCACUCGAUUCCGCCUGUGGCAGCCGCGCCACGGUGGUGUCUCUCAUCACACGUGGGCCCUUGACAACCUGUUCAUUGGGGGACAGCCUAUAGCUCCCAACGUCCUCUAUGAUGACUUUAAUGGGACCUCACCAGCUCCUGAUACCUGGAUCGACUGGCCCACAGGGGAGGUGAAUCGCAUGUGCGGCGAGUCAGACUCCAGCACAGGUCUGGUUUUCGGGGCGGGCGAGGGCCACCACGCACUCUACUCCAGGGACCUGCAGAUCGACACCGAUUCUGUGCUUCAGUUCAACAUUCGAGUCGGCUGCGGGCACGUGACGCGACAAGAUCAUGCGGUGCAGCUACAGUACAGCCGCGACCUGGGCAUCACGUGGCACACAGUACGCCCAAGCCUUGCCCUGGAUGUCAACACUGCCGUCUGUCUACACGAACUGAGGACCCCAACCGUUUUCUAUCCAAACAGUGCCCUCAACUGGACCAGAGUCACUGUGCCUCUUGAUGACCUACAGAUAUGUGGGAGAGUGAGAUUCCGGUGGUGGCAAGGGAAGUACGGGCCCAGGGAGGCCUCGGAACCCUGGGCUGUGGAUGAUGUAUAUGUCGGGCCAGCCUGUUUGCACCACUGCGGCGGCCAUGGCCUCUGCCUCAACGGGGACGUGUGUUUGUGUGACGAUGGAUACGGCGGGAAUGCGACUUGUGUCCUUGAGAAAGACCGGCCACACACCCUGAAGGAAGACUUUGAGGCUGGUCUGUCCAGAGAACGUUUGCUGCGCUGGUCAGGGGCUGAGGUGGCAAGAUUCUGUGGCGUACUGACUGGUCAGGCACUGGUGUUUUCGCAGCAGGGAGAGAGGAUGCUUGUUACUGUCGACCUGGACCUGACUCACGGAAGCGUGGUUCAAUUCUAUAUCCGCUUUGGCUGCGUGGAAGGCAACCCUGUCCCCGAUGACGGUCCCGUGCUGCUGCAGUACUCCAUUGAUGGUGGCGUGUCCUGGACCUUGCUUGCUGAGCUAGCUGCUGACCCUGCCGAGCCCCGGCGCACCCAACAUGUCACCCUCAACCUUCCAGACUUCGCUAAGAAAAAUGCGACGCGCCUCAGGUGGUGGCAGCCCUCUCAUGACGGCUCCUUCUUCUCCCAGUGGGCCCUCGAUCAGAUCUAUGUGGGCAGUACGGCCGAGGGGCUGCCUGGCUUCUCGGACACAGGUAGUGGAGAGGGCUGGCUCCUGCGGCCCGGCUCAACAGUGGAGCCCAUGUGUGGCCACCUUCAUUCCUCCCUCCACUUUGCUGGCCGCGAGGGGUUCCGGUUGGCAGAGACGCCAGACAUCGUGAUGACGCAAACCACCUACGUCCAGUUCACGGGAUCACUCGCCUGCAAGGAGCCAGCGCCGUGCUUCGAGGUGGAGAUGGAAUAUUCAGUGGAUCACGGUGCAACAUGGUGGCCGAUCCGAUCAGCGUGUCUACCUGAUGACCCUGACUGCACUGAAUACUGGACGUCUUCCACCCUGACCUCGGACCUGUACGUUGGGCCGUCUUCGGUCACUAUGUUGGCCCCGCCAAGACUGAGGAGGUCUGAUCUGGGGCGUGUUCGUUGGGUGCAGAGGGACGGAUGGCGGCAGCAGCACACAUGGGCCAUCUCACACGUGUAUGUGGGGAACGAAUGCCUCCUCAGGUGCUCCGGACAUGGCACGUGUGACGCUGGGGUGUGUCGAUGUCAAAAAGGCUGGACAGGUGAGGAGUGUGAAGAGCCGCUCACACCUCUGCCAACCUUCUUGGCGGCUGACUUCGAAACUGAGGACUGGGCGAGGGCCUGGCAGAGGGCGGUGGGAGGUCAGCCCGGUGACCACUGUGGACCUGUGGCCUCGCGUCGCGCACUCCACUUCCAAGGGAGCUGCAGUAGGUACCUGGAGACGAAAGAUCUCGACCUGCGGGAUGCCCUCUUCGUGCAAUUCGACUUAGAGGCGGGGUGCAUAGAAACCGAGGCUAGGCCGGGAAUCCUACUCCUUCAAGCCUCUUGUGACGCUGGCCUCACCUGGACCACACUCAAAAAGCUUCGUCCUCCUCACCACCUGCCAUCAUACGUGUGGGUGGAACUACAAGCGGCACAGCGAUGUCUGGGUGGGCGUGUAAGGUGGUGGCAGCCGCAAGCUGGUGACACCGACCGCUACGACUGGGCAUUGGACGCUGUGGUGGUGGGCGGGAGCUUGACACCUCCAGACACCCUCACCUACAAUCACCCAGACCACCUGGAACCGCCCUUAUGGCUGCGUCGAUACAAUGCACAUCAAGAGCUGUACUGUGGCCACGAGCUCUCCAUGUAUGUGAUGAUGUCCACGCCUGCUGAACCCGCCUUGCUUCAGACCACGGACCUACAGAUUGGGAAGGAUCACGUCCUUAGCUUCCGUCUGGCGCUUGGCUGUAACGCUUCCUGGGACAACACGGCGCCUCCAGUCAGACUGGAGUAUUCUGUGGACUUCGGGUACACGUGGCGGCUGGUGCGAGCGUUGUGUGUGCCGGGGAACAGAAGCUGCACCUAUGUGGCUGAUGCUUCAGUAUUCUAUGCGCCGCUCGCCUGGAGCAGACAUGUGUACCCACUCAAUCACAUCGGCCCGUGCAAGUACGUCAGGUUCCGAUGGAUACAGGAGCACUCCUCAGAUGUAUCAGGGUGGCACAAGUGGUCACUGCGGGACGUGUACAUUGGGCCUGCCUGCCGCCACCAUUGUAUGGGUCGUGGUUCGUGUCUGGAGGGCCAGUGCCGUUGUGACCCUGGCUACAGCGGUGACCACUGCCAGCACCUCACCAUCGAUAAUGUGCCGUUCAUCCGGGACCAGUUCUUGUCGGAUGUGUUCCUGCCACACUUCGUACAAGUACAAGGUGGCUUGCUGUCGGGCGGCUGCGGCAACCUGGAAGAGCCGCCCACUGCCACGUUCCAGGGUCCCAACACCCGUCUACUGCUCACCCGCCCAGUCGACACCCGCAGUGCGAAAUUUGUCCACUUCCUACUAACCAUCGGCAGCCCACAUGGCCAUGGUGUGUGCCGGUCCGCCACACAUCGCGAGCACAAUGUAUUGCUCCAGUACUCGCUGGAUGGAGGCAUCCACUGGGAAUUGCUGCGUGAACUGGACCACACACUGUACACACAACCAGGAAAGGAGUACAUCCAGCUCCCUGCGAAAGCAAGGGGGCCCGCCACCUCCUUCAGGUUUUGGCAGCCUCGUCAGGAGCAGCCGCCACCCGCCUGGUCCCUGGAUGACCUCUUCAUCGGUGGGUCUGAGAUCAGUUCUGCGCACCUCAUCGACAGACUGGAUGAUGAGCCAACGGUGAAUGACUGGCUGUUUGCACCGCUCAGCCACAGUGAGCGUGACUACUGUUCCCGCGGCAAUGACUCAUCGCUGGUCUGGGGCUCUGAAUCGCCGGGCAAGCGGGAGAUCACCACGCAGGAGCUAAUCAUUCAAGAAGGUCAUGUGGUGCACUUCAAGGUGUCCGUGGGCUGCGGUGAGGAAGUGCAGGAGUGCAGAAGCAGCCCCGGCGUGCGCCUCGAGUACAGUCUGGAGGGUGGCGUGAGAGGUUGGGAUCUGGUGCAAGACCUAUGUCUGCCGGGCUCCUCUCCUGACCCUGAUUGUCAUCCGUACACCUUCCACCCCCAGUCCAUUUUCCACGCUGACACCCAUAGCUACUGGAGGCGGGUCGCCUUACCACUGCCAGAGAAGACUUGGGCAAGUACCACACAGCUUCGGUGGGUACAAGCAGCAGGCGGGCCAGGCGGAAGCGACAGAGUAACUCCAUGGUCCCUGGAUGACGUAUAUGUAGGUCCUCCAUGCCCACGUCACUGCCACGGCCGCGGUGAUUGUGUGGGUGGCGUCUGCCGCUGCGAUACCGGUUACUAUGGUGAGACUUGCGAGCCAACCCCAUCCCGAACGGCGCCACUUCCCACGAGCCUCGUGGACGGCUUUGAGGGUGGCGUUGGCGCAAAUUGGGCCACUGUGACAGGUGGCGGCGUUGGACUGGGCUGCAGCUCCCUGGCGCCUUACGCUCAUGGCAAGCACCUAUACUUCUCCGGCUGUGGGACACGGCAGGCCCGCACUGUGGACCUAGACACCCGCUCUGCAAGCAAACUAAUGUUCGUGCUGCGCAUCGGGAGCCAUGACGGGACACCCUCAUGCCACGUCGAGCUGAGUGACCCGCAGCGGGGCCUGGACAAGGGCGUCGUGCUGCAAUACUCGCCCGACAAUGGUGUUUCCUGGAUCACCAUCAAUGUGCAUGACCCACUCGACUUCAAAAAGGCCCGGCGGGUGGCGUACAGCUUGCCCGAAGAAGCGCGGGUGUAUGGGCUGCAACUACGAUGGUGGCAACCUGUGCAUGAUGGACCCAGCACGGACCAGUGGGCCCUUGACAAUGUGGAGAUAGUGUUGGCUCAAAGGAGAGACACCAGCAGCUACGACGCCAUCCACGAUGCUGAGCUCUGAGUAGAACGAUCUUCCCCCUCCAUAACACAGCCGAGAAGGGCCAUGCAAGAGUCAUGACUUCAUUCCAGCGUUGCCGGAUUCGUGAACACAUUCUCGUACUCCGCAAAUUGAAACUAUUUUCUGACCAAAAUUGUUGCACUCUCAAAAUCAUAUUUAUUUAAUCAGAUGUAUUUAAUCAAAUUUGAUGUUAAUAACUAAACCAGUGUGUGUAUACAUGCAGGGAGGAUAAAUCAAUGACACUGAAGUCCCUUAAAGUGUUGAACCCAACAAGACCAUUGUAGUAGCUAUCGCAACAUUCUGACAGUCCGGCAAGUUGAAAUUGCUUUUAAAAACUCGACUAUCAAUGUGUGCGUUUGUGUAUACAUGCAGAGGGUAAAUCAGUGAUACUGAAGGCGCUUAAAGUGUUUUGAAUACAAGAUCGUUCUCGUUGCUAUCGUAACAUUCUGACAUGCUGGCAAGUUGAAAUUAUUUCCGUACUAAAAUUGUUGCGUUCACACAAAUAAUGGUAUUUAAUCAAAUUGUUGAAAACUUAACACUUUCUGCAUAGAGAAAAUCAAUGAUAGUACUGAAGUUGACAUAAGUGUUGAACCCAAGGUCAUUUUAUUAGCUAUCAUAACAUUUUCAUAAUAAAUAUAAAAUAUUAUUGCAGUAAUGAAUGAAUAAUAUUACCACAUGCUACACAGAGCCAAUUGAUCACAUUUUGAGACCAUUACCACAAAUCUAGCAACAGUGCUGAACCCUGUUCACGUGAACUUUAAAUAAAGCCCUGCCCACGCUAGCCCAGCAUUUACUAUGACUUACUAUUUCCCUGCAUUGCAGCCUGGGGUGGGGACAGAAUGUGGCUUUCUAUUGGAAUAGCUAGUGAUGUUCAAUUGAUGGGCGAGGGAGGAGCUUCUUUUCAAAGUUAACACGAACAGAGUAUAACUCGCCUUACAAACAUGGAUUUUGUUGCACCACCACUUUGUCACUCUCUAAUACCCUUGCCCGUACGAGGUCUCGCUUCAGCAGGUCAUUCAUAAGAAGUCAUCACACAGUGGUUGCCAUGAGAUGGUCUAGCUACAGAAUGUCAUUCACAAGGAGUCAUCACACAGUGGUUGCCAUGAAAUGUGAUACACUAAAACAUCAAGCCAUUCAGCACUCUCUUAAUUAAACAAAAUCUCUGGCAUAACUAACAACAGACAGCUGUACCAUUCACUUUAAUUGUAUCAUCCUUCGGAGAAAAAAAAUCUCAUGCAAGUGACAUUAGCAAGUAUAUUUAACCUACAAGAUAUUUACAGAGACUAUACUAAAGGCUGGAAGUGAAUUUGUGGUUGACUUGAGUCGAUUCAAUGAAAUCGUUCAUGUUUUUAGUACACAGUUUCAGACAUCCCAGUUUAUAAGCUUCCCAUUUUGACCUCGCAGGGUGAAAACUGCUUUUGGCGCUGGGUAGCGAUCAUCAUCAGUGAUGACCUCUUCCCCUCAUUCCCUCUUCCUUAUCACCCUUCGUGCAAUGAGUUGAGUGCAGCCUGUCUGUGAGAACAGGUACCAGCUAUAAACACGCCACGGCGCCCAGGUUGUGCCAUCCCCCACCCCCUGUUGAUGACACAGCCUAAUGGGCACCGUAAUACCCAGGAUGUGCCAGCAAUACCUCCUAGUGCAGGAAAACGAUCAAUCCCAGUGAAAAAUGCAGUGAUGAAAGUUUCGCACUCGGGCAAGCAUUCUGAACACAAUACUCUAUCUGGCAAGAUUUUCAGACUCCCCACUCCACCUUGUAUCUGGCUGACCCUGAACAUCUCAUCGCAGUGCAAACACGGGUGCCCUGAGUGCCUGUUCGACUUCUUCACACAAACCAAACCACACGUCAUAUUAUCCUCUCGCAAACCUGAGUCUUUACACCGAGACGCCGGCAUGCCUCUCACCUGCCUUACUUCACCGACAAAUCCUGCAUCAUUCCUGCACCCCCGCAUAACUCGUCAGACCCACCAGCCCCUCCCACUGUCUGUAAUUUGUAUAUAUUCAGCCCAACAGUUGCCACAACCAAAUAAACAAUUUAUUAUUACA
Eriocheir sinensis (Chinese mitten crab) is the source of this 12742-nucleotide messenger RNA. RefSeq names its product reelin-like. Gene Ontology annotation, biological process: neuron migration; central nervous system development. Gene Ontology annotation, molecular function: lipoprotein particle receptor binding. The transcript is spliced from 65 exons. Lineage: Eukaryota; Metazoa; Arthropoda; Malacostraca; Decapoda; Varunidae. Bases 116 to 10702 code for a protein of 3528 amino acids. The record is from RefSeq and is a predicted model, not a curated record.